Molecule: messenger RNA, 3397 nt
Organism: Erinaceus europaeus (western European hedgehog)
Lineage: Eukaryota; Metazoa; Chordata; Mammalia; Eulipotyphla; Erinaceidae
Gene: FARP2
Product: FERM, ARH/RhoGEF and pleckstrin domain protein 2
Exons: 27
Coding region: 52-3114 (1020 amino acids)
Cellular component (GO): cytoskeleton
Molecular function (GO): guanyl-nucleotide exchange factor activity
Source: RefSeq, a predicted model, not a curated record
CCGGACACGGGGCAGCAGUGUGGACAGGCCGCGGGCAGGACAGCCAGGAAGAUGGAUGGCACCUACCGUGCCCUGCCCACGCCCGCCUCACGCCUGGGGACUCGGACCCCGGCUGGAGUGAGCAGCCUGGAGCCGGGGCAGACGCUGGGGACACGGCCAGUGGCGCCCCCAAGGGACAAGUGCUUGACGGUGCACGUGAGGCUACUGGACGACUCCAUGGAGAUGCUGGACGUGGAGCCCAAGUGUGACGGCCAGGUGUUGCUGGCACAGCUGUGGGGACGCCUGAACCUCAUGGAGUGUGACUACUUCGGGCUAGAGUUCCAGAAUGCACCGUCCUGCUGGGUGUGGCUGGACCCUGCGAAGCCUCUGGCCCGGCAAGUGCGGAGGCCCAAGAACACAGUGCUGCGCCUGGCCGUGAAGUUCUUCCCCCCAGACCCAGGGCAGCUGCAGGAAGAGUUCACGCGCUACCUGUUUGCCCUGCAACUGCGGAGGGACCUGCGGGAGGGGCGUCUGAGCUGCACAGACACCACAGCCGCCCUGCUGGCCUCACACCUCCUGCAGGCUGAACUCGGGGACUACGAGGAGACUCUGGACCGAGAGCACCUCAAAGCCCACCAGUACCUGCCCAGCCAGGAGCACUGCCUAGAGAAGAUUCUAGAAUUUCACCAGAAGCACAUGGGCCAGACGCCCGCAGAGUCCGACUUCCAGGUGCUGGAGGUGGCACGCAAGCUGGAGAUGUACGGUGUCCGCCUGCAUGCGGCCUCGGACCGAGAGGGGGCACGUAUCCACCUGGCCGCCUUCCACACCGGCGUGCUGGUCUUCCAGGGCACGACCAAGAUCAACACUUUCAACUGGUCCAAGGUCCGCAAACUCAGUUUCAGGAGGAAACGUUUCCUGGUCAAGCUCCACCCAGAGGCGCACGGUCCCUACCAGGAUACGCUGGAGUUCUUGCUGGGCAGCCGAGACGCAUGCAAGAACUUCUGGAAGGUCUGCGUGGAACAUCAUACCUUCUUCCGGCUUUGUGACCAGCCCAAGCCCAAGGCCAAGGCUGUGCUGUUCAGCCGGGGCUCCUCCUUCAGAUACAGCGGCCGGACUCAGAAGCAGCUGGUGGGUUGCAUCAAGGAGGGGCCCAUGCGGAGGGCACCCUAUGAGAGAAGACACAGCAGGAUGCGGGCGUGUAUCCAGGAGACGCGGCAGAGCGUCUCAUUCACCGAGGGCCUGAGGACCUCCGCGUCCCCCCCACCAGCAGACACCACCCCUGGCUCGCUCCCCACCUCCCCGCUGGCCCCCCGAGGCCAUCUCUCUCUCCAGGACAACAGUGGCCCCCAGCUGGAGCCCCCAGCCCUCGACACCAUGAGGCCAGCCGCUGAAGGGAGCCACAGGCCGCCGUGUCAGGCCCAGACCCCCGGCGCCCCUGCGGGCCCCCCCAGUCCAGGCACUUCCUCAGAGGACACUCAGCACCCCCCCUGCAGCAGGGGCAGCCGGCUCAGCCUGGACCACACCCUGCAGGAUGCCAGCCCCCUCCCAAGCCCCAUCCUCAGCCAGGCUGGUGGAGAGGGGCUGGAGGAGGAGUCCAGCUGUCAGGGCCUCGUGGUGGACGAGGCUUACUUCAUCGCCAAAGAGAUCCUGGCCACAGAGCGUACCCACGUCAAGGACCUGGAGGUGAUCGCUGUGUGGUUCCGCAGUGCAGUGCUCAAGGAGGGUGCCAGGCCCACCCAGCUGGCCGCCCCCCUCUUCUCCAGCAUAGACCCCAUGUAUGAGUUUCACCGCAACUUCCUGCGCCAGCUGGAGCAGAGACUGACGCUCUGGGAAGGCGGGGCCCUCGGUCACCAGCGUGUUGGGGACAUGCUGCUCAGGAACAUGCUGCAGCUGCAGGCCCUGACAGAGCACCUGCAGAGGCACGGUGAGGUGCUGGCGCAGCUCGAGGAGGCCACCCGGCACUGUGGGAAGCUCGAGGUGGUGCGCCGAGACUUCGAGCUGCAGAGGGUGUGCCACCUGCCCCUCAGCGCCUUCCUGCUGAAGCCCCUCCAGCGGCCCGGCCACUACCGCCGGCUGCUCAGCCGCCUGUGCCGCCUGCACGGCCACACAGACUGCCACGACGCCCUCCAGGCCGUCACAGAGGUGACCACAGCCCUGCAGCCCAGCCUCUCACACCUGGAGAACUGGCAGCGGUUGACCGAGCUGCAGCGGGAGCUGACCGGUGUGGGGGACCUGGCCACUCCAGGCAGGGAGUUCAUCCGAGAGGGCUGUCUGCACACGUUCACCAGGAAGGGGCUGCAGCAGAGGAUGUUCUUCCUGUUCUCAGAUGUGUUGCUCUACACGGCCAAGGCUGCCACAGGCACUGGCCACUUCAGGAUCCGUGGCCUCCUCCCACUGCGUGGCAUGCUGCUCAUAGUGCUGGACCCACCGGUGGACGAGCACGAGGCGGACUGGGCCGGCCGGCACUGCUUCAGCAUCUACGCGGCCCGCAGGACCAUGGUGGUGGUGGCCAGCUCCCGCUUGGAGAAGGAGAAGUGGAUGCAGGACCUGAAGGAGGCCAUUGAAGCCACCAAGUACAGGACAGUGUCCCCCACACCGCUGCACAAGCCCUCAUCUCCUGAUCUCUGCAGCAGGACUGACUGGUCCCCAGACUCCCCUGACACGACCCCCAUGGAAGACUGGGAGGAUGACGCACCGGGCCCCCAAGGCUCCCCGGAAGGUCAGGCCCAGCCCCGGGCCCACAGCACUCCGCACGUGUGCUGGUACCGCAGCACCAGCGUGUCCAGGGCCGACCACAGUGCUGUGGGACAGAACCAGCUGUCGGGGUACCUGCUGCGCAAAUUCAAGAACAGCGGCGGCUGGCAGAAGCUCUGGGUGGUCUUCACCAACUUCUGCCUCUUCUUCUACAAGACCCACCAGGAUGACCACCCGCUGGCCAGCCUCCCACUGCUGGGCUACCGCGUGAGUGAGGCCGGGCCGGGGGCCGGCGGGGGCCGGGAGCACGUCUUCAAGCUGCAGUUCAAGUCCCACAUCUACUUCUUCCGGGCCGAGAGCGAGUACACGCUGUCCAGGUACGCGGGCUGGUCGCCCUGCCCUGCUCGAGGCCUCGCCCUCCCGCACACCCACCCCGUCUGACCGAGGCCUCUGUCCAGGUGGAUGGAGGCGAUCCGGGUGGCCAGCAGCUUGGUGGAAUGAAGCCCCCCUUCCAUGAGAUGGUGGAGGGGGCCUGGCAGGAGCCCUGGCUCGAGUCCCCCCAAGGCUGGUGGGACAGUGACCGAGGGACCCUCUGAGCCAGCACAGCCUUCCUCCGUGGACUGAGGGACGCGCUGUACCCAGGCCUGGUCACAGCCCUGCCUUCUGUGUCCCACAGGGACGUGGCGCUCUGUAUCGAAGGCAAAAAUAAAAGCCCUUCCCGGCC